Molecule: messenger RNA, 930 nt
Organism: Hylaeus volcanicus
Lineage: Eukaryota; Metazoa; Arthropoda; Insecta; Hymenoptera; Colletidae
Product: cysteine-rich protein 1-like
Exons: 3
Coding region: 154-390 (78 amino acids)
Source: RefSeq, a predicted model, not a curated record
GUACACACGCCCAAUCAACCGGAGAGUAUCGCGUUACCUUGCAGAACUCGUACUAGGGGCCCAGUACGCGCUUGACCACGCUCCCGAGAGGAUCUUCUUCGUCGCUCGAACAGACGUGCUCCCGAUCGAAAGAAGUGUUCGCGAGGCUUGAACAUGCCUAACUGCCCGAAGUGCGACAAACCGGUGUAUUUCGCCGAGAGGAAGACCUCUUUGGGGAAGGACUGGCACGGCGCCUGUUUGCGUUGCGAAAAGUGCAACAAAACUUUGACGCCGGGCAGCCAUGCGGAGCACGAGGGCAAACCGUACUGCAAUCAUCCGUGCUACUCCACCCUCUUUGGUCCUGGAGGUUUUGGACGGGGAGGUGCCGAGAGUUACGUUUACAAAAAGUGAAAAGUCAAGAUAUAGAAUUAUUUUUAAUAAGGUCCUGUUACCUAUGCCGUAGAACCUAUAUUUAAUGUAACUAUUAACAGAUCACCUAAGCAUCGAUACACGAAGUACAAUUCCUUUUGUACAAAACGUUCGCAAGUUCGACGGUACGAAAUACUUAAGAUAACUAAUUUUUUACAAGAUUGUAUACCGCCUAUUGCAACUAUUUACAAGAGUGAAAUAAAUGCUCGAUGAGAAGAAAUUGAACUGUUCGAGCGCCCUAUACAUAUCAUCAACGCGUAAGGAAGGAAUCUGCAUUGCUAUUCGUCGAUCAUGCGACCAAAGGUUAUCUUUCGAGCAUAUUCUACCGAUGGUACGACAGAAAAUAUCAUCUGGGUUCACGUGUUGCAUGGUAGAUGGCGCACUUUAUUUUCCCCGCGAUCGAUUCUAAGCGGGAUUUUUAAAUUUCUACUCCUUAUAACAUAGUUCGACGUUUCUAGUUUAAAAUGAGACACAUUGUAAACGCGCAUCCUAUAGACAGGAAAUGAAAUGUCGAUACAUCGA